Chlorocebus sabaeus (green monkey) is the source of this 9833-nucleotide messenger RNA. RefSeq names its product SLIT and NTRK like family member 3 (gene SLITRK3). NCBI's taxonomy places the organism in Eukaryota, Metazoa, Chordata, Mammalia, Primates, Cercopithecidae. The record is from RefSeq and is a predicted model, not a curated record. Gene Ontology annotation, biological process: axonogenesis; positive regulation of synapse assembly. Gene Ontology annotation, molecular function: protein binding. Gene Ontology annotation, cellular component: GABA-ergic synapse; postsynaptic density membrane.
UUUCCUAGGCCAUUAAAGUGGCACUUUUAAAGCAGGUCAGUCUUAAAAGAUGCCGCCGCCGCUGCCGCCGCGAGCGUCUCCUUGGCCUGAAACGUUCGGCGGUCCCCUCCCCCUCCCGCCCCCCUCCCCCGCACCUUCUCCCGCUGGAGAAGUGAGGGUGCUUGAAUGGUGAGCGGUCAGGGGACUCACUCUCUGCCAACGGGCUCGCUUCACCUUCGUGCUUUGCCUGAGAUCUCCCAAAUCCAAGUGAAAUUUGGUGUGCACAGCCAUACUGUGUAUUUGUAUCUUCUCUCCCUCUCUCCUUCUUUCCCCCCACCUUCGCCGUCUGACCAAUGCUGGGAUCUGAGAUCUAGUCGCCCCCUUCCUGCCUCCUUUCCGCCUCUCCCCACCCUUUUCUUCUCUCAUCUACACACCAUCCACCCCCACUCCCACCCACCUAAAGGGCAAAGAGCAAAGACACCCUGGAAAAGCAAGGGCUAAUUCCAUCUUUUCGGAUGGAAGGAGGCCUCGGGCAGGGAUUGUGAGUGACAACCUUUCAGGAAGAGAGAAAGAGAGAAAUCCAGAGACUGAGCUCAGGCUCUCGGGAACAACGAAGCUCUCCACUGAUCGAGAGCACUGAGAUUUUAAAUCAAAGGAACCUAGUCCUGGGACACUCACUCUGCCUGCCUGCCUGCCUGCCAUCGAAGGCAUAGGGAGCUGUGGUCGUGAGCUCCCUGUCACUGACAUCGCAGCGCUAGGUGCGCGCCCGGCUCUCCCAUUGGUAUGCAGCGACCAUUUCCCUGCAAAUCUCAAAGGUGGAAACAUUUAAACGGAUUACAAGCGUGAUUUGGUAGCCUUUCGGAAAGUUGGUGGCCAGAAGAGGAGAAGCUACAAGGCUACAGUAUGAUGGAUACAAUUCAGCCUCCCAGAGAGUUUGCCUCUCCCGCUGGGAAGCCCCUCGGAGCAAACCUCGGAGAUCCUGAGCGCUCUGCACCAUAGUUUUGUAAUCAACCACGAACGAUGAAACCUUCCAUAGCUGAGAUGCUUCACAGAGGAAGGAUGUUGUGGAUAAUUCUUCUAAGCACAAUUGCUCUAGGAUGGACUACCCCGAUUCCCCUAAUAGAGGACUCAGAGGAAAUAGAUGAGCCCUGUUUUGAUCCAUGCUACUGUGAAGUUAAAGAAAGCCUCUUUCAUAUACAUUGUGACAGUAAAGGAUUUACAAAUAUUAGUCAGAUUACCGAGUUCUGGUCAAGACCUUUUAAACUGUAUCUGCAGAGGAAUUCUAUGAGGAAAUUAUACACCAACAGUUUUCUUCAUUUGAAUAAUGCUGUGUCUAUUAAUCUUGGGAACAAUGCAUUGCAGGACAUUCAGACUGGAGCUUUCAAUGGUCUUAAGAUUUUAAAGAGACUAUAUCUACAUGAAAACAAACUAGAUGUCUUCAGAAAUGACACCUUCCUUGGCUUGGAAAGUCUAGAAUAUCUGCAGGCAGAUUACAAUGUCAUUAAACGUAUUGAGAGUGGAGCAUUUCGGAACCUAAGUAAAUUGAGGGUUCUGAUUUUAAAUGAUAAUCUCAUCCCCAUGCUUCCGACCAAUUUAUUUAAGGCUGUCUCUUUAACCCAUUUGGACCUACGUGGAAAUAGGUUAAAGGUUCUUUUUUACCGAGGAAUGCUAGAUCACAUUGGCAGAAGCCUGAUGGAACUCCAGCUGGAAGAAAACCCUUGGAACUGUACAUGUGAAAUUGUACAACUGAAGAGUUGGCUGGAACGCAUUCCUUAUACUGCCCUGGUGGGAGACAUUACCUGUGAGACCCCUUUCCAUUUCCAUGGAAAGGACCUACGAGAAAUCAAGAAGACAGAACUCUGUCCUUUGUUGUCUGACUCUGAGGUAGAGGCUAGUUUGGGAAUUCCACAUUUGUCAUCAAGUAAGGAGAAUGCAUGGCCAACUAAGCCUUCCUCAAUGCUAUCCUCUGUCCAUUUUACUGCUUCUUCUGUUGAAUACAAGUCCUCAAAUAAACAGCCUAAGCCCACCAAACAGCCUCGAACACCAAGGCCACCCUCCACCUCCCAAGCUUUAUAUCCUGGUCCAAACCAGCCUCCCAUUGCUCCUUAUCAGACUAGACCACCAAUCCCCAUUAUAUGCCCCACUGGGUGUACCUGUAAUUUGCACAUCAAUGACCUUGGCUUGACUGUCAACUGCAAAGAGCGAGGAUUUAAUAACAUUUCUGAACUUCUUCCAAGGCCCUUGAAUGCCAAGAAACUGUAUCUGAGUAGCAAUCUGAUUCAGAAAAUAUACCGUUCUGAUUUUUGGAAUUUUUCUUCCUUGGAUCUCUUGCAUCUGGGGAACAAUCGUAUUUCCUAUGUCCAAGAUGGGGCCUUUAUCAACUUGCCCAACUUAAAAAGCCUCUUUCUUAAUGGCAACGAUAUAGAGAAGCUGACACCAGGCAUGUUCCGAGGCCUACAGAGUUUGCACUACUUGUACUUUGAGUUCAAUGUCAUCCGGGAAAUCCAGCCUGCAGCCUUCAGCCUCAUGCCCAACUUGAAGCUGCUAUUCCUCAAUAAUAACUUGCUGAGGACCCUGCCAACGGACGCCUUUGCAGGCACAUCCCUGGCCCGGCUCAACCUGAGGAAGAACUACUUCCUCUAUCUUCCCGUGGCUGGUGUCCUGGAACACUUGAACGCCAUUGUCCAGAUAGACCUCAAUGAGAAUCCUUGGGAUUGCACUUGUGACCUGGUCCCCUUUAAACAGUGGAUCGAAACCAUCAGCUCAGUCAGUGUGGUUGGUGAUGUGCUUUGCAGGAGCCCUGAGAACCUCACGCACCGUGAUGUGCGCACUAUUGAGCUGGAAGUUCUUUGCCCGGAGAUGCUGCACGUUGCACCAGCUGGAGCAUCCCCAGCCCAGCCUGGAGAUUCCCACCUUAUUGGGGCACCAACCAGUGCAUCACCUUAUGAGUUUUCUCCUCCUGGAGGCCCUGUGCCACUUUCUGUGUUAAUUCUCAGCCUUCUGGUUCUGUUUUUCUCAGCAGUCUUUGUUGCUGCAGGCCUCUUUGCCUACGUGCUCCGAAGGCGUCGAAAGAAGCUGCCCUUCAGAAGCAAGCGGCAGGAAGGUGUGGACCUUACUGGCAUCCAAAUGCAAUGCCACCGGCUGUUUGAGGAUGGUGGAGGUGGUGGUGGUGGAAGUGGGGGUGGAGGUCGACCAACUCUUUCCUCUCCAGAGAAGGCCCCUCCUGUAGGUCAUGUGUAUGAGUACAUCCCCCACCCAGUUACCCAAAUGUGCAACAACCCCAUCUACAAGCCUCGUGAGGAGGAGGAGGUGACUGUUUCAUCAGCCCAAGAAGCAGGGAGUGCAGAACGUGGGGGUCCAGGGACACAACCACCGGGAAUGGGUGAGGCUCUCCUAGGAAGUGAGCAGUUUGCUGAGACACCCAAGGAGAACCAUAGUAACUACCGGACCUUGCUGGAAAAAGAGAAGGAGUGGGCCCUGGCAGUGUCCAGCUCCCAGCUUAACACCAUAGUGACGGUGAAUCACCAUCACCCUCACCCUCACCACCCAGCAGUUGGUGGGGUUUCAGGAGUAGUUGGGGGAACUGGGGGAGACUUGGCAGGGUUCCGCCACCACGAGAAAAAUGGUGGGGUGGUGCUGUUUCCUCCCGGGGGAGGCUGUGGUGGUGGCAGUAUGCUACUAGACCGAGAGAGGCCACAGCCCGCCCCCUGCACAGUGGGAUUUGUGGACUGUCUCUAUGGAACAGUGCCCAAAUUAAAGGAACUGCACGUGCACCCUCCUGGCAUGCAAUACCCAGACUUACAGCAGGACGCCAGGCUCAAAGAAACCCUUCUCUUCUCGGCUGGAAAGGGCUUCACAGACCACCAAACCCAAAAAAGUGAUUACCUCGAGUUAAGGGCCAAACUUCAAACCAAGCCGGAUUACCUCGAAGUCCUGGAGAAGACAACAUAUAGGUUCUAACAGAGAGAAGAAAAUAUAUUAGUGCUUUUCUUUCCCCCCCAAAAGAAAAGGAAAAUAAAAGAAAUAUAUCCCUUGCUCCCUUUACACUUGUCCCAAUAACUCCAUCCUCACGAUCUUCCCUACCCUGAACAAAACUGAAACCGCAUGAUAACUAGAGAAUACAGAUGUAUGCUCUCCCCUCUCAGAUGUGAUUUGGAGGAAGGGCCAUACUCAGAUCAUUAAUCAAUGAAGUGCCUUCGCAGACUUUUGCCAGCAAAUGUUAUCAUUAUUUUUUUAUACUGAAACUUGAGACUUUGACUGUGCCAUGUAUAAGGUAUACCGGGGAUCAUUGUAUGGAUCCUAAUUAAGUAAAACUCAAUGUGUCUUUUUAUUUUCAGUAACUAUUUUUUUUUUAGUUGUAGUUUUGUUUUAAAGGGAGGGGGGAAACAAGUUGACAUUUGUCAUUUGUGGCUUUCUUUCUUCUCAUCAUGGCACAGAUUCUGUACAUGUAUUAACAAUGCAGUUUGCUGCAUGCCUGGAAACUGCAAGACGGGGAGGGAGGGGGCGGGUCUUGCUCGAAUGUUCUCACUCACUAUCUUGUCUCUCAUACACAUAUCCAUCUGCAAACCGUGAUCCCUAAACCUGCAGUUUCUUCCUACUGGUGCAGGUACACACACACACACACACACACACACACACACACACACACACUCCGUACCAUUCCCAUUCAACCCAAUCUGCUUAGUUCGGGUUUGAUCCAUUUUUCUCCUCUCCAUAGUUCCACUACCCUUCACUGCUAGUGUACAGCUCACAGCAUCUCUCCUAUCACCCUGGGAAAAGUCACAUUCUAGGCUGGAUUCUACCGAAGUGGAGGCCUGGUGGUUUAACAGCCGAAGACACGCGCCUAGGGGUGAGCACCCUCUUUGUGACACUUCAUCCUGAUGCCAAGAUUUUUUGGAGAACAUCUGCACUUUCUUAUAUAUAUAUAUAUAAUAUUUAAAAACAGCAACUGGGUAUAUAUCACUAACAGCUUUGUAGGAAGCACUUUUAAUGUUUUCUCUCUCACACACAAAGAUUCAAAAGAAAUGUGCAUAUAUUUAUUCUGUAAUUUCAGUGAUUAUAAAUUGUAAAGGUAAUGUUUAAUCAUUGUAUAGUGAUUAUGCGUCUGGUAUAGCUUUCCUAAUAAAAAGUUUUUGAAAAACAUAAUACAUUAUAUAUAGAGGAUACAAAGCUUGAACCUUAAACUCCAGCUAUGCCAUGCCUUUCAUGCUCCCAUUUUAAAAAAUGAUUUCUUUUACUUGUUACACAGAAAGUAAUUUAUUAACGGGUUUGAUGCACUGUGAUGUUGAUAAAUCUUAUAUCCCACCAUCUCUAUUCCAAACCAGGAUACAAUUGAGACUUAAAAUCUGACUUACAGUUUAUUUUUUUUCCUUGACUUAUGAAUUUCAAUCUUAGUAACCAAUGAUGCACGUUUCCUAGGCAAGAUGCAAGGGGGAGAAAAUAAAAUAACUAGAUCACUGAGAAGUACAGGAUUAAUUAGGAGAACGUAAUCAAGGAUCCGUACAUCUUAAUAGAUGACAUAAAGAAAUUGGAGAAUAAAAUUGCUAUUGUUUUUAAAAUAUGUAGUCCAAUUACAUCACCCUCCUACACCCACACGCUUCCACAUACACCCACACAACCCAGUAAAUAUCAAAGGCCUUGGCCUUGGAGCCAAUUAUAUGGCCAGAAUCCUGUGAAAGCUGUCACUUACAUUUGACUACUAUUUUCCAACCACUGACAACAACUGGCCCCAAUAACGUUUGAACUAAGUCAGAGGAUGCUGAAUGAGUUUUUCGUCCUAUGACAUUAAAAUUAUGUUGAAAAAAUAACCUGACAACAAGCCAAGUUUAGAUCCAUUUAUAUGUGAGCGAAACCAAAGAAUACUGGAUUUUUACGGCGCCGGUAUCAAAUUGGUGGAGGAAACUUAAGAAAACAGACCUAUGAGGCAGGCACUUAUCAAAGUAGGCCAUUAGAGGGCAGCAGAGCUCCAGAGAGCCACAGACCCAGGACCUGCAGAACUGUGCAGUGAGGCCGGUGUUCUCCGCUAGUGUUUCCUCAAAGUGCCCAUAGUAGGAAUUAUCAUUACGUGUUGAAUGUAAUUCAUCACAAGUCACUGAUGCCUUAUAUCACAUUUUUUUUUCCACAAAAAGAGAAUGAGUCUAGCAGUUUCUGAAGGUGUGUCACUACUAUAGCAUGAAGCCAUUGUAGUAACAAAAUGAAAGCUCCAUGAAUGUCUACAAGAGUAUAUUUAUAUUUCUCUUGAUUCAUUAUAUAGAAAUGUCAGCAUAGGUAUGCAUAAAAAUAAAAAAAAAGUGUAUCCAUAUAAAAUUGCAGUUUUGGGGCACUUGACAAACUUUUAUGCUCAAUUAUUUGAAUAUAUUUUGGAAUUAUUUUAGAAGGAAGAAGCCCAUGAACAUCAUCCACUUUAUCUCUCUGUGUGAUAUUGAAGUGAAGCUCUUAUGCAGAAGACUCAGGCCCACUAUUAAAUAGGUGUCAUUCUUCUUUUUUGUUUUAUCUUCUCCUUUUCUUUCUUGCUUUCUUUACUUUCCCACAAAUCACCUUUCUUCUAGUUAUCCCACCUCCUUUAUUCUUUCUAAUUAUCUGUCUCUCUCUUUUUUUUUAAGGUACAUAAAACCAAUAUUACACUUUAAGUGUUUUAAAGCCCAAUUUAUAGAGUCUCUGAACUAGCAAUUUAUCAUACUUCUGUUCCUCCUAAUCAAAUGGUUUGGGGAAUAAUAGAAAGCAUAUGCAUAGUAAAAACUUAAAAGUGCAAAGCUAGAUGCUUCAGAUAAUAGUCCUCAUUUCUUUAAUGAACAUGUACAUAUUCAUAACACAGCAUAUUAUACGAAUCAGGCUAAAGUACAAUCUCAAAAAGACCCUGGUGCUUUCAGCAUUUGAGAAAUGAGCGUCCAUAAAUGAUAUCAAACUACAAUAUAACUUGAUAAUUAUAAUGUUUGUAUUUUACUUAUGAAAUACAGAAAGUAAGGCUGUUUGGUCUUAAAUAUAGUUGGUACUUUCACCCUUGAAUGAGAAAUACAUUUAUUUAUUUAGUAAAAAUAAAUUUAUACGAGAACGAAAUUUUGUAUUUAAGGGAAUAGUUUUUUGCUUUUAUGGAAUUUUCUACCCCCUGAUUAGGACAUUUAUUUUUACUGUGCAUUAACAUUACCUAAGUUAGUUUCAAUUUAUAAUACCAGAUCUGUUUUCAUUAAACAUGAUGGAUAUUAAUGUAGGUACUAUGAUUAUAAUAUGUUUUAUGUUUUUGCUGCAGUAAAAUACUUAUUUUUAAGAAAAAGAGUACUAAUUCACUUCAUUGUGAUGACUAACUUAACUGAAGCAGACCCAGUUCUGACAGAUAUUUGCUAUUAUUCAUUGCUAUUUUUAUUACUAAGUAUAGUAAUAAUAUUUAGAAAUAAUAAAAAUAUUGUAAUAUCUCAAACUAUAAGAGGAUUAGUGAGAAAUAAUUGGAAAUUAACUAUUAGUUUAAUUCAAUAACAAUUUUAACAUCAUGUUAUACAUCAUAUGUGGUAUUAUUUAUGUAGAUGUUUUUAUAUUUUUAUUUAGAAUGCUAUAUUAUUUUAUCUAAUUGCAAAUACUUAAAAAUAAGGAUGAUGAACACUAUAAUUUUAACAAAGUUUAGAGAGAGAGAAUCAAAAGGAAAAUGUAAUGACUGAGCUUGAAGAUUUCUUUUUAAACCUGGCAGUAUUACUUUAAACCCUUCAUAUUUGAAAAGAAUAUGUUUAGGUUUAUGAAAAUUUAUAAUGCAAUUAUAGAACAAAAGAACUUUAACUAUCGCAACACAUUAUUUUGAUUCACUUAGUGUAAAUUCAUUAUUCGUACAGUCCUGUCCUUUUGCAAUUACGUUGUCUAGGCCAAUAAAUGUUACACUUUUGUGAAAUGGCUAUGACAAAGGAAGCAUUAAUGAAAUGCUACACAAAAUUUGAGAAAUACGACUAUAACAAGUCAAGAUAAUGUGAGAGGAAAUGGUAAUCAAUGGACACUCCAUCUUAAGUGAUGUGAGCUAGUUUCAUUUGAACUUAGACAUUUAUAACUUAGCUCAAAAUUUUCAACUGUGAAUAUUCAGGUGAACGGAACACAAAUAAGUAUCACUAAAAUCACCGUAUUCUCUUCAAUAUACUAUGUUCUGUUUAAUAUACUAUAGGCCUUUUAAAAGUAAUAGGAGCAAUAACACAUGUGUAAUUGGGCCAUUGUGUGUGUGUGUGUGUUUGUGUGUAUAUAUAUACUACUAUUAUAUAUGUAUAUACAUUGUAUAUACAUGUAUAUAGUUUAUAUAUGCUGAAUUUUACUUCUAUGUAAAUUACACAUUUUUUAUUACAUGUAUAACAAUUUCUGUUUUAUGCAUUUAUUUUUCUUGCUUCUGUCUAACUACCAUCCAAGAGAAGCUGGAUUAAAUUACGAGUCUUCACUUUUGGAAUAUUCACAUGUAAAAAGUAACACUGUAAUUAAUAUUUCUGAAUUUAAAAGUUAUGUUAUCUUCCAAUUUGUUUCAUUUUGUUAUUUAAAUCAUAAGGGAUACGUCUCAGUGACAUUGUGAUUUAUUUUAAGUCUUCAGAGUAUAGGAACUAAUUUCUUCAUAUAAGUAUGCAACAUAAGUCUAAUAAAAAGCAAGUACUUAUUUUUCCAUUUUUCUAUUUAUAGAACAAAUUUUACAGGUAAAAACAAUUUUAGUAACUUCAUUAAUUAGACAAGACCUUUUAAAUUUAUCUAAGUCUGUAGGAAAAGUGAGAUAUUUAGGGUGAAAUAUAAAAGAAGGUCCAGUUUAAGACGUCCAACAUCCUGUUUUACUUUUAAAACAUCAUCCUGAAAUUAAAAUGUUUGAUGAUAGUAGUAAUAAUAAUAAACAAAUAUUACCAUCUUUAGUUUGCUUAUAGGGAAUCUGAAUUGAAGGGACAUAUUUUUUUAUAUGGAGAAAUCAAGUGUAUAACAGGGGUUGGUAGUUGUGAAGAGGCAACAUGUUAUGGCCAUCUUCUUUAAUUUUGGUAAUUUUUACUCCUGAUAAUACAUAUUAUUGAAAAAAUGUAUUUUUUUCUAUUGCACUUACAUAGAUGAAUUUUUACAUUAAAAAUUCUAAUAAAAAAUAAUUCUUGUGGUGGAUUUCAAAGAUACACAGCCCAAAGGCAUCAUAAUAAAUUUACAAUUUGACCCAAACUAACUCCUAUAGUACCAUUAAACUUUAAAACACAAUGAAUGUUAGUAAAAAGAAGCCUUUCUUCUUCACCACCCAGUAACAGAAAGGCUCAGCAUGCCUAAUUAAAUGUUUCUUUAGUAUAUUUAGUCUAUCUACUUACCAGUAAGAUGAGUAGUACAAUGAAUUGAUGAGUUUGCAAUGUAUUAAGUUGUAUCAAAACCAAACAAAUUGUAUUAAGAAGAAUGUGCCAUUGACUUAGAUAAAAACAAACAUGAAUACUUUAUUUUGAUUCAAUUAUAACAAUUGGGAGAUUGUUCUCUUGAUAAUGCAAGGUACUCUAUUACUUAUAUUACAAUGUGUUAUAUGUGAAGACAGAGUUUUUGUAUUUCUGAUACAUUUUGCUAAGAACUUGUAGGUUUACAGUCUUUUUGAAUGACGAAGCACUAUAUAAUUACUUUUGGUAGCUUUGAAAGAAGAGCAUAACUUCCCCAAACCUGGGCGUGUCAAAGUCAACUCUGAAAAAAAAAAGAUUUUGAAAGAAAGAUGUCACCUGAUUGUAUGGAGAGAUGGAAAGAAGGCAGAACUCAUUGCUUUCACUAUUCCUGACAUCCCUGCUUCUACUUCUGUUUCUGACUCAGUGCCAAGAUAAUCUUAUGACUAAGGGCGUAUUCAUUGAGCUCAAAUCAGGUGUCAAAGCAAGAUCAGGGAUUGAUGACAUUUCUCAUAUCAA